ACACACUGGAUUAUUUAUAAGCUCUCUUUCUGUCUCUCGGUCGUCUUCAAGCUUGGACAAAGGGGAAAUCGCAGAGCAAAACCCAGGCGAGGUCAAGGACAAUGGCGAGUUCUCAGAUCUGGAUCGGAGCCGCCGCUGUGGCGUUGCUGUUGGUCUCGGCUCUCGCCGACGACGUCCUCGUGUUGACGGAGGAGAACUUCGACAAGGAAGUCGGCCAAGAUAGAGCAGCCCUCGUCGAAUUCUACGCCCCUUGGUGUGGUCACUGUAAGAAGCUUGCUCCAGAGUACGAGAAAUUGGGAUCUAGCUUUAGGAAAGCGAAGUCUGUCUUGAUAGGAAAGGUGGACUGCGAUGAACACAAGAGUUUAUGCAGCAAAUAUGGUGUUUCUGGAUACCCGACGAUUCAGUGGUUCCCGAAAGGUUCCUUGGAGCCCAAAAAGUAUGAAGGACCGCGGACUGUGGAGGCACUAGCUGAGUUUGUGAAUAAUGAAGGAGGGACCAAUGUUAAGAUAUCUGCAGUACCAUCCAGUGUAGCCGUGCUAACAUCGGACAACUUCAAUGAGAUUGUCUUGGACAAAACGAAAGAUGUUUUGGUCGAAUUCUAUGCACCAUGGUGUGGCCACUGUAAAGCUCUUGCUCCUACUUAUGAAAAAGUAGCCGCAGCAUUCAAAUCAGAAGAAGAUGUAGUUAUUGCGAAUUUGGAUGCUGACAAGUACAAAGAUCUAGGUGAAAAGUAUGGUGUGAGUGGUUUUCCUACAUUGAAGUUCUUCCCAAAGAACAACAAAGAUGGUGAAGAAUAUGACGGUGGAAGGGAUUUGGAUGAUUUUGUGAACUUCAUCAAUGAAAAAUGUGGAACCAGUAGGGAUGCGAAGGGACAGCUUACUUCAAAAGCUGGGAUAGUCGCCAGUCUUGAUACUUUGGUGAAGGAGUUUGUGGCUGCUACUGGUGAGGAGAAGAAAGCAGUCUUUUCCAAGAUUGAAGAGGAGGUUGGGAAGCUUGAGGGCUCUAGCGUAAGAUACGGGAAAAUCUAUCUGAAGGCUGCUAAAAACUGUAUGGAUAAGGGUGCUGAUUAUGCCACAAAAGAAAUUGAGCGGCUCCAGCGAAUGCUUGAGAAGUCGAUCAGCGCUGCCAAGGCGGAUGAGUUCACCCUCAAGAAGAAUAUACUGUCAUCAUAUGCUUGAGCUUGAAGGAGUCACAAAACUCAUGAAAGGAUUGCAGCAUUCUGACUGUCUGCAACGAUUUGGCCCCGCCUCACCACUCCUGUUUGAUUUGAUAUGCUCUGAUACUGAGCGUAGGCCUCGUGUUAGUCGAGUACUUUCUUGGUUAGUGAGGAAACUCCCUUCAAACCCUUAACUUGGUAAUAAUUUAUCAAUUUUUGUCGGAA
This is a messenger RNA of Syzygium oleosum, 1381 nucleotides long. RefSeq names its product probable protein disulfide-isomerase A6. Gene Ontology annotation, cellular component: endoplasmic reticulum. Gene Ontology annotation, biological process: protein folding. The coding region runs from base 102 to 1178 and encodes 358 amino acids. The transcript is spliced from 11 exons. NCBI's taxonomy places the organism in Eukaryota, Viridiplantae, Streptophyta, Magnoliopsida, Myrtales, Myrtaceae. Gene Ontology annotation, molecular function: protein disulfide isomerase activity. The record is from RefSeq and is a predicted model, not a curated record.